Messenger RNA from Lodderomyces orthopsilosis Co 90-125, 567 nucleotides. RefSeq lists its product as uncharacterized. Lineage: Eukaryota; Fungi; Ascomycota; Pichiomycetes; Serinales; Debaryomycetaceae. The record is from RefSeq and is a predicted model, not a curated record. The coding region runs from base 1 to 567 and encodes 188 amino acids. The transcript has a single exon.
AUGACAUACUCAACUGGCCGAGGAGGUGCUGGUAAUAUACAUCAAUCUAAAGACAAAACGUCGGAUCUGAAUACGGCUACCCAUGAACAAUUAGACAACAUACUGGACAAUCUAGGAAAAACGACAUCGGGUGAACAUAAAUCGUUUUACUAUUCAACAGGAAGGGGAGGCGCCGGCAACAUCAAAAAGUCGGAUCAAUUACCAUCACCUAAACUAGCACCACAGGGGUCAAACACCCCUCAUCUCACAACAUCAAAAGUAACCACGGGUCGUGGUGGAUUCGGUAACAUGGUUGAUAAUAAUGACCCCGAAUUGACGAGAAAGCUACAAGAUGUUGAUCAAGAGGAUCUUACCAAAGUGAAAAGUCUCGAGUUGCAAGCUAUAAAUUCUAAGGGAUUCAGUGUAGGUCGUGGUGGGUUUGGUAAUGUGAUUCUGAAUUCAAGGAGUAGGUCAUCAUCAGAACACGAGAAUGGCGUACCUGCUUUAUACAGUGUUUCAUCCCAUGGUCCCAAAAAACAAAAGAAGAAAGGAGGGUUCUUGGAAAAGAUCAAAGAGAUAUUUGCUUGA